Messenger RNA from Parascedosporium putredinis, 4494 nucleotides. Lineage: Eukaryota; Fungi; Ascomycota; Sordariomycetes; Microascales; Microascaceae. The record is from the annotation of a GenBank genome assembly.
AUGCCUGUCGACGAAGAUGCGGCUGACGUCUUUUCCAUUCCCGAUUUCUGGAGACCGUCGGGCUGGCUACGCCGCGACAUAUCCGGGAAUGAGGGGACCUCGAGCUUCUUUUCCCUCGACCUGAGGGAGGUUGAUGCGCGGAGGAAGAGGGAGAUGAGGAUGAUCACUUUUACCGACGAUUGCGACAGUAUUAUCGACUACUGGCUUCGAGAUGAGCCAGUCCAUAGGACGCCGGAGUAUAAAUCGUGGGAUACCUUUGGUAUGCAGGAGGCACCGAGACUACAAGGCCUUUAUGUUUCGGAAGCGGGUCCGAGAGUCUACGACGCCCUCCUAAGUGCCCCUGGCGACCCUCUGGGGCUGAAAAACGGCCAGCACGUUGUCGUCGACACAAAGACAUAUUUUUCAGCUCUUAUGGCCGUAGCCGUAGGCCGCGAGUCCGUCCUUUCACGUACCACCAUGUCUAUAGGCUGCGGCACGGCGUUCCGCAGGUUGCGGAAGCUCGUGGACUCGACGUACGUUAAACACCCGAGCGCCGUCCGCGUCGCUCUCGCAAGCGCCGUCAACACCGCCCUGGGAGUGAUCGAGACCACAAUUGCCGUCGAGGGCCCGCGAGCGCGGUCCCUCCUGCAGCUGCAGGUCAAGAUACGCGGCAUCUCUCUAAUCCUUGCCGAGUUCGACGCCCUUGUCGGGAAUCUCAAGUCUCGCCACGCCGAUGAUGUCGUGCUCGCCCAGGUGUUCCGGCGCGCCAGGGCAGCCGAGCACAAGGACGUGUACGUCCGGGACACGAUGCGCGAGGUUCUGCAAAGGGUGGCGCGGCCGUGGCUUGACUUCAUGGAGGAAUGGUCUGGUAUACGGCCCGAGUCAGGAAUCGCGCUGAGCAAGGGCGAUGUGGGAAGGCAAAAGUUCUUCGUCAGGGUGGCUCCGGAGGUGUAUAUUGACGAUUUCGGACAAGAGGUGGAGGAGGUCGACUAUCGACUCGACCGAGAGGCGGUGCCGGAGUUUUUGCCCGAGGAUCUUGUGGAUGCGCUCUUUGAGGUGGGGAAAAAUAUUCGAUUCAUCCGAGCAGGCCAUCCGGAGCACCCACUCGCCCAGCAAGAUACUAUUACCUCGAGCGACCCGCCCCGGAAUAACUGGUUGUACAACUGGGACGCGAUAUUAUCUCUCGAACAGAGGGUUUCAGAUUACGAACAGGCUCUGUCGGCCACCAUCUCGAGGGCGAGGGCGGAAAAUGGCCAUUGUACAGCUCACACGAUAGACCUGGGGGCCACGCCCGCCCAACCAUACGAUCUUCAGGUAUUUGGGGCUGAUCCUUCCCAAAUCGAGCACCUCAUCCUCUCUUCUAUACGGGAAUUAGACCAACCACUAGCCGAGACUGGCGAGCCGGAUAGCCUCCAGGGUAUCAUCAGCAAACGGCUCUCCGACGAUCAUCAUACUGUCCGAUAUGAGGACCAUGGUUUGGACUUGAGCCCACACUGGUCUCUACUACCGUCGCUAUCUUUUGGGCCGAUUGUGGCGGCCCAGGGCCGCAUCAUCAACCGCGAAAGUCUGCGGCUUUUAUUCACGACGCACAAUCUCCGACGCCACCUGCGUGCGCAAAGGCAGUUUCAGUUGUUCGGCAACGGAAUGUUUUGUAGCCGCCUUUCCCACGCCCUAUUCGACCCAGAUAUGGAAACGGCGGAGCGGCAAACCGGCACUUACAUCCCAGAGCCAGGGGACGCGCCGGGCGGCCAGGCCGGUUUGGUGGGUCCUCUUGAGCUACCUGGGGAUAUGAGUUUCUCUGUACGAGACAUGGCGCCCGAGGAUGUGGACCGGUGCUUGGAUCAAGACGCGAUCGAGGCGUUGGACUUUCUCAGGCUGUCCUACAAGGCUCCGGCGGCCCUCGCGUCCAUCUUCACGCCGAUGAUAUUGAUGCAUUACGAUCGUAUUUUCAAGCUUAUGCUCCGGGUGCUCCGGGUGCUGUAUGUGAUUGGCCAACUCUUUCAGGAUAUCAACUCGAGGAGGUGUCGCUGGUAUAACCCGAGCCACGCCGCGGUGCGGUUCUGCUUCGAGGCGCGGACUUUUGUCCAGGGUGUGAGCAGCUACUUUGUGGACGUGGGCAUCUCGCAGCCAUGGCAGGUGUUUGAGCUCUGGCUCGACAAAGUCGAGCGGGGCGUAGACGGAGCGGACGGGGAGACGUGUGAUCACAUCAUGCACGCUCUUCUUCUCAGAAAGCGGCAGCAGCCGGUGCUGAAGCUCUUGGACGAGAUUUUUACGUGCAUACUGCAAUUUGCUAAACGGGUCAGGACGGCACCCAAUGCGACAGGCCAGGGCGAGGACGAGGAUCAAGGCCAGGCCCACGAAAUGGGACCGGAGGUACGGGAUUUGUACCGGUCGUUUAGGAACAAAGUAGAAGUGUUUAUCACGGUUUGCCGUGGCCUUGCUGAAAAGGGCGACUCAAGCCUGAAAAAGGAAGCUGUCGAGAUAUUGGAUGACGUCAGGCAUGGCGUCCAACUCUUCCUCUCGUCCCUCGACAUCUCGUCGACAGUCUGCUGCAAACACACUUUACUCGGCCCCGUCCUCUGCCACGGGAGCCCACGCCACCGAUCUAGCGGAAUCUCUUCAAAAACUCACCCUCCUCACCUCUCCCGCCUCUGCAAGGUCCCCAAGGAGUCCCGGCCAGGUGCCCUCUUUUCGGAAUCAGGGCACCAGGAGAACGAGCAUGACCAGGCCGCAGGCGCCCUGGUCAUCCUUCACGAUUCUUGCUAUGGACACCAAUUUUCCAGGCCAUCGGCUUCUGCCGACGACUUGGCUACCAUCGUCGAACGCCCAGAGAGACUAAGGGCGUGCGCUUUGGGCAUCGCCGCCGCCUAUGUCAAGCUGGGUGGACGCCACGCGGACGGCCAGUAUCCCAUCCACCCAAAGCUUGACCCCAAGACUAUCCCCGACGCGCCGUUUAGAAUCCGGCGAGUCACCAGGAAGUUGCCCAUUACCUCUCCGGCCGUAGUCGGCGUGCACGGCAAGCCCUGGAUGGAGGAGCUUCGUGCCAUGUGUCUGACAACGCGGGCUCGAUGGGCCAAGAACGAAUGCGAAAUCCUCCGAGACGAUGUGAAUCUCAGGCCUGGCCAGCAACCAAAGCCCAAGUUCCAUCCCGGAGAUCUGUAUCUUGCUCCAGAGUCGCUCGACGCGAUGGAGGGUGCUCUCGGCGCCGUGUGUGAGGCUGUUGAUCAGGUCUUCACCAGCGGGCCCCGCAGGUGCUUUGUCUCUAUCCGACCUCCGGGCCACCACUGCUCUGAAGACUUUCCCUCUGGCUUCUGCUGGGUGAACAAUGUCCACGUCGGUAUCGCGCACGCCAUGAUGAAUCAUGGUUUGACCCACGCUGCUAUCAUCGAUUUUGAUCUUCACCACGGCGACGGGUCCCAAUCGAUCGCCUGGAGCCAUAACCACCGUAGCAAGUAUAACAAGAGGGGCCUCGCCAAGUGGAGGAAAACCUCGAUUGGUUAUUUUAGUUUGCACGACAUUAACUCUUUCCCGUGCGAGUACGGCGAUCCCGAAAAGGUGAUGAACGCCAGCAUCUGCAUCGACAACGCACACGGCCAGAACAUUUGGAACGUGCAUCUUCAGCCAUGGUCCACCGAGCCCGAGUUCUGGGAGAUUUACAACUCGAGCUAUUCCGUGCUCAUCGACAAGGCCGCGGCCUACCUGAAAACUCAGACCAGAUUCGACGCCAGCCAGUGGGAGGGCGGUGGUAUGCAGAGGCACUCGGUCCAGGUGCCCACUGACUUUUAUGCCCGGAUCACCCGAGACGCCGUUGCCCUCGCCAUGGACCCCGACACAGCCGCCGAAGGGCGUGUCAUCAGUGUCAUGGAAGGUGGUUAUAGCGACCGCGCGAUCGCCUCGGGCGUUCUUAGCCACCUGAGCGGCCUGGUGGCCAGGCCAAUAGCCCAGGACGCGUUUUUGUCCGAGAACGGCAUCAAAGAGGAAGACGUGGAGUCUGACGGAGGACCCCGCCACGCCGUGCCUCCCACGUAUAGCUCCCCUACCCACGCCUCGACAGCCAAGGCUCUCGACCCUGCCAACCUACGUCGCAGCCUUUCCGGUUUAAACACGUCGAAUGGCAUCCCAUCUCGCCCGCCAACUCCGCCGCCUCCCGAGGUGCCCUGGCCGAUUGCGACGCAGGAGCUUUUCAAGCUCUUGGUUCCAGAAGAUCGCCGUACCGUGAGUCUCACGCAUGCGGAGAUUGGUGAAGUCGCCGCGCAAUGCAAGGUGGAUUUCCCUGCCCUGCAGAAACCGGUUGGCGGAUCGCAACUGGCCCACGGCGCCGCGAGGGUGGUAGGGCGAGAUCGAAAGACCAAGCUUGUCGAGCCGAUCCGCGAAGAGGAAGGGAUGGAGAAACUGGCCAAGGGCCGUAGGAAGACGACCGCUGUCGGUUUUGGUCUCCCGCCUGCGAAGUCGGGAGGGUUAGACCCCCAGUCCGUCGGUCCGCCAGACGAGCUAGCACUGCGUCUGUGCUACUGA